GACUCAUCCCAGCCUCUCCCUUCUCCCAGCUUUUGCCCACACUCUGCCUCCUGACGUGACUUCCCUUGUCCUCUCUUAGCUAAGUCCUGCCCAUGUCACACGACUGGAUUUGGGGACUGGAGUCAAGGACAGAGAGUCCCUGCCUCUUCAGCGAUAUGCCCCCCCCACCCCCCUGCUCCCGUUUCAUAGACAAGGCGACCCAGAGGUGGACUUGCUGGGCCUCCCAGCUCGUGGGGGGCGGAGCAAGAGUACUAAGCUCCUUGUAGCCUUGUGUCCUGGCACCCCUGUGGCUGGGGACAGUUCUCUUCACCCACGUGACUCUGCCCCCAGGCAGAGGGUCCAGAUUAGGGCCUGCGCUGCCUGCCUCACUUACCCUAAUCCCCUUCAAGUCUCAUCCCCGCCCGCCAUCGGUUCUCAUGGUAGGGGUGCAUAAGCAGCUUUAUGGUUCCUGAGAACCAGGGGUGCUCCCUGGUCUUGCGUCUCUGAGCCCGUCGUCCCUCCCCACAUGGCCGCAGAGCAGGCGAGGGGGCUGCAUGGCCCAGACCCGGCCCCCAGCCCGCAGAAGCCUCCUGCGGGGGUCGUGGCUUCCAGGAGUGGUGCUGAGGGCCUCCUCUUGACCAGGAAGAGGAGCAAGAAGGAGAGGGGGCUCCGAGGGUCCCAGAAGGGUGCUGGCAGCUCUCAGGAGCAGACCCCUCUCCCGGGUCCCGAGGCCCCAGGGAGCAGCAGGAACCCCUCUGGGACUGGAGGACAGGAGGGGACGGGUCCUGCAACCCCAGGGCCAGCCUCCCGUCGCCAGUCCCACCGGCAUCGCUCUGGCCCCCAGCACGAUGCUGCUCAGAAGACAUACGGACCCUUGCUCAACCGCAUCUUCGGGAAGGACCGCGAGCUGGGCCCCGAGGAGCUGGAUGAGCUGCAGGCCGCCUUUGAGGAGUUUGACACUGACCAUGAUGGCUACAUCGGCUACCGGGAGCUGGGCGACUGCAUGAGGACACUGGGCUACAUGCCCACCGAGAUGGAGCUCAUCGAGGUCUCCCAGCACGUCAAGAUGAGGAUGGGUGGCCGCGUGGACUUCGAGGAGUUUGUGGAAUUGAUGAGCCCAAAGCUGAGGGAGGAGACGGCGCACAUGCUGGGGGUGCGGGAGCUGCGCAUCGCCUUCCGAGAGUUUGACAGGGACAGAGAUGGACGGAUCACCGUGGCAGAGCUGCGACAGGCAGCACCAGCUUUGCUGGGGGAGCCACUGGUGGGUCCUGAGCUGGAUGAGAUGCUCCGAGAUGUGGACCUCAACGGGGAUGGCACCGUAGACUUUGAUGAGUUUGUGAUGAUGCUUCUCACCCACUGAGGCUCCAGCAGGGAGAACCUGUUGUCCCU
Lontra canadensis (Northern American river otter) is the source of this 1368-nucleotide messenger RNA. It is a transcript of the gene CABP4, whose product is annotated as calcium binding protein 4. Gene Ontology annotation, molecular function: calcium ion binding. The coding region runs from base 506 to 1339 and encodes 277 amino acids. The record is from RefSeq and is a predicted model, not a curated record. NCBI's taxonomy places the organism in Eukaryota, Metazoa, Chordata, Mammalia, Carnivora, Mustelidae. The transcript has 6 exons.